CCAGGAGUGCAACAGCAGCAGUGCAGAGCAGCAGCAGUGCAGUGUAGUGUAGUGCGAACAUGUUCUCGUCAGUGAGUGUGCUCCUCGGGGUGGUGGUGGCCGUCGCGGCCCUGGCGGCCGGCGCACCGUCAGACGGCUGGGCGCCCUCCAGCCAGAGCCGAGCCUUCGGCGCCUCGGCCUCCAUGGCGAGGCGGAGCUACUCCGUCGCGUCACCCGCCAGCAACCGAGUCGCCCCCGUGGCGCGGGCAGCGACCCCGGCCCCGGCCAAGCAGGAGGAGGACGAGGACGUCGAGGAGGCCGCCGAUCAAGACGACGGCCCCGAGGCGCGCGCCGCUGCCCAGAACGAGGUCGGCGACGAGGAUAGCUGGUUCAGCUGGCUGAUGCCGUCCGCCGAGAUGAGAGUCGUCGGCAAGGUUUGGGACGACUGCGCGGCCCGAGACGACACCACCACCUGCCUCAAGGGCAAGGCCCUCACUUUCCUGGACCGCGCCGCCACCAAGGACAACCUGGCGCUGCCCGGCGGCCUCGCUCUCGUCCGCACCGCCAGGGACUCCGGCGCCGCCAAGGCCCCCGUCAACGAGGCCGAACUCGAGGCCAGCCUGCCCCGCGAUCUGAACCAGCGCGACUCCAAGCUGGACCAGAUGCUGCUCGACAGAGUCCUUGGCUUCGUCCAGACCCACGCCCUCCGUUUCAACCUCGCCGAGCAGGGUGAAGAGCGAGGCAUCAAGAAGAAGGACCUCCUUCCCUAUCUGCUUCUCGGCAAGCUGGUGGCCUCCUCCAUGGUGGCUAUGGCCUUCACGGGGCUGGCCCUGCUCGCCGGCAAGGCCCUGAUGGUGUCCAAGAUCGCCCUCCUCCUCUCUGGCGUCGUGGCCAUCAAGAAGCUGUUCAGCGGCGGCCAUGGUGGCCACAGCGGCAGCCAGGUCGAAGUGUUCAACGUGCCCAACCACGGCCGCUCGCUGGACGCCAACGACGGUGACUCCCUCGCCUACCGCGGCCAGAUCCAGCGCCCUGCCACCAGGAGGUCCUAGAGGCAGAGCGGAGAGGCGUUCAGAGAGUAGAGGGCAGGGCGAUGGUGACCGGCCGAGGAGGAGGACGCCCCCGAGGCCACGAGAAGCAGGAGGAAGGGGCUCCUCUACGCGCGCCGCGCUGCUCCGCUGCAAGAGGACGAGAAGAAGUCCCUGCUCGCUGUCUAGUCCCGCUAUUCUACGAGUCUCUCUCCUGAAGAGAUCUCCAUACUUUCUUUUCUCUCUAAUCGAUUCGUAAUCUGUUUUUCCCCGCAGUGUGCGUGCCUCUGGGGCCUGCGCAUCGCAUCUGGCUGGCCAGAUGUUGAUGAUGAUGAUGAUGAUGAUUCCAGUCGCGCCAUUGUUUCUCUCUCAGGGCGCGUUCGAGAACGCCAUCCUAGUCUCUGUAUCCCCCCCGCCGUCCACUCCUGACGGCGGACAACUCGUUCUCGAACGCGCCCCUAUCUCGCCACGCUCGCUGCACUGGGCGCGUUCGCAAUUUCGCUCGCGCGCGUCGCGGCACACAUCCGGACGGACUUGCGCGCGCGGCGGUCAGAAACGGUAAGGAACCUGCGGGCGGCUAGGCGCGUAUAGCUGCGCGGGGCCCCGCCCCCCGGGCGCGUGGGCCGUGUGUGCGGAACGGGCUCGGCUGCGGAACGCGCCCGCGGGGCCCAGCACGGCACGCCGCGGCACGGCACACUUCGCCUGUGACUGACCACCGCCGUCCGAUAAGACGCGGCCGCGCCGCCCAGCAAAGCAGAACGCACCCGCGAUUAAUUGGGCGCGGAGAGUAGUGCGGAGCGUGGCCAACACCGUCCUCAUCUCCAGCCGCUCUCUCUAUCCCCCUCGCUGGGUUUGUGUGCCACUCGAUACCCCUCUCCAUUUCUCUCCACCUCCCUCUCUCUCUAUCUCUCUCUCUCUCUUUCUCUCUGUCUCGCCUCCAACGACCCCCACUGAACUGGUUGAACGUUACCCCCGGCGACGCCACCCCCUUCGUUCUUGUCCCAUCCGAUACCACAGAAUGACGUACCUGACUGCUGCUGACUACUUGGGUGCACGGGGUCGAGGGCUGCGGAGGGACGCACGUGUAUAGCAGGGCCGCAGGGCCGCGAGUCGCUGCCAACUUGUGGAACGGAAACUGCAUCGUCUUGUCGUUUGGGUUGGCAUCGGCCCGCGUCCCCAGUUUCUUCUCGGCGCUCAGUCCCAUGCUGGAGGAGCCUCCCCCGGUUUGCCGGCCGAUCGCAAACCCUGGCGUGCUGAGUCGCCCGACCUGCACAGCGGUAUGGACCCGCCCCUACCCCCGCCCCCGAUACACCCCGCAGAUAGACAAACGUCCAGAUCCCCAUCAGCACCCCAAUAACUCCGGACUUCAUUCUGUGAUCAGGACACGAGUCCGCUCAGACUACGACCAACCAUAAACCCCCUGACGGAUUCUAUACCCGCUGCCAAACGGACUGAGUUACCUUCUUUAGGGAAGGCAACUUUCUGACUGACUUGUGCGACCAGAUGACGUAUUUUUAUUUUCUGGUUCGGACGAGACGUAGAAUAUUUUUGACUGAUUCGAACAGAUUUGAACGUCACAAAUCUGUCUAGAUUCGUCUCGGAAGUCUUGCCGAGUCGAAUACUUUGUGCUCUUGACCUUUCGUCCUUCCCGCCCUAUCCCUCUGUACUUCAGGUGUUUACGCAGUAACUUUUCCCUCCGCCUGUGUAAACUUGUUUCUCUGAAAUUCUAUCUUGCCAAUGUUUAGUCAAU
Molecule: messenger RNA, 2754 nt
Organism: Frankliniella occidentalis (western flower thrips)
Lineage: Eukaryota; Metazoa; Arthropoda; Insecta; Thysanoptera; Thripidae
Exons: 2
Coding region: 60-1028 (322 amino acids)
Source: RefSeq, a predicted model, not a curated record